Molecule: messenger RNA, 1153 nt
Organism: Linum tenue
Lineage: Eukaryota; Viridiplantae; Streptophyta; Magnoliopsida; Malpighiales; Linaceae
Source: the annotation of a GenBank genome assembly
CCCAAUCGCAGGGCACUUGCACUACACAGCGCCGCAGGAGAUCUGGCACCCCCGAAAACCGCUCUAAUAUACUUCAGCCACCAACGCACAGUUCUCCCGUCGCUCACACACUCUCCCCCUGUCAAACCAAGCUGCCUGCCUGACCUCCUCCCCAAGUCGGUUCGUCGCUGCAUUUCUUGCUCAGGUAUCAUGGCGUUCAGGAGUUCUGCAAUGAGGUUCAUUAGCAGGAGGUUCUCCAGUGGUGGUAAAGUUCUGGGUGAAGAGGAGAAAGCUGCAGAGAAUGUUUACAUCAAGAAAAAGGAGCAGGAAAAGUUGGAGAAGCUCGCUCGCAAGGGCCCCAGUCCAGGGGAGACAGCCGGAGCAAGCUCUGCAGCAACUAAUGCCACAGCUUCCGCUUCUACUUCUUUAGCUGCUGGAGGAGGAGGCUCGACCCAGAAGGUCUCGACCGACACCUACCGCAACUACGCCGUGGUGGCUGGAGUGGUCACCAUCGCUGCAUCUAUCGGGUGGUAUCUGAAGUCUGGUGAUUCGCAGAAGCAGGAAGUCCAGGAGUGAUUGCUAGCCCGCCCUGGCUUCAAGUGUGGCAAGAGGAGGCAUCACUCUGUUUGACCCUCUUCUAGUCUUCUUUGCCAUGCUUUUUUCUUCUAAUAAGCAGGAUUUUACCAUACUAUUGGUUUCUGUUUUGGUUUAGGAAACUUUGUCCCAUCCCCACUUUGGUUACUCUCCUCUCUCGUGUCUACUUCACUUCACGCCUCAGCUGUAUUGUCAGCUGGUUGACUUUUGCUUCGGCUGAAAACUGAGACUGAGAGGGCAUUAUUGACCUGUGCGAAAUUGUGAAAAGGUUGGUAGUAGUACUUGUGCUGUUUUCCCUUGGGCUCAUUCUCAAUUGGGCCUUUGCUUACUUUGGGCUCACUGUUGGGCUUGAGUCCCAAGUCUAUAAUUAGCUGUUUGCUUAUGGUGCUAAACAUGUUCCGAGUAUUAUUGAUGCUUAUAGAUAGAACUGGCUAGGAUUACGUGCGUGCGUUUGUAGGAAUUGCCGUCUUUAAGAGUUGUUUAGCUCGGAAGUUGUAUUUGUAAGCAUUGAUCUAAUACACUAUUACGAGAGAGGGGAAGGAGCAAAGCAAGAAAGCGUGUUGUCACGUGGCGGGUGGGC